GGCUAAAUGCAUGAACUUGUUUCUCAGUCUUUUUUAGUCCUAUUAAACAUAGUUCUGCUGUGUUACUGUUAUUCUAAUAGGUACAAACAAUGAGACUCACCAGGCUGUGCCAGACCAAAGAGAUUGUAACAAUCAACGGGAAGUUCCCUGGCCCUGCAAUAACCGCUCAAGAAGAUGACAGGAUUGUCGUUAAUGUUAUCAACAUGACCCCCUAUAUUGCCACAAUUCAUUGGCAUGGUAUUAAGCAAAAACUGUCAUGUUGGUAUGAUGGUCCAUCUUAUAUCACACAAUGUCCUAUUCAGAGCGGACAGAGUUUCACAUACAACUUCACAGUGGCGCAACAAAAGGGCACAUUUUUUUGGCAUGCACACUUUUCUUGGCUUAGGGCUACUGUAUACGGUCCGCUUAUCGUAUAUCCUAAAUCUUCUGUUCCUUACCCAUUCAAGAAACCCUUCAAAGAGCACACAAUUCUCCUAGGAGAGUAUUGGCUUAAGAACGUGGUGGAGCUUGAAAAACAUGUACUGGAGAGUGGAGGACCUCCUCCUCCAGCAGAUGCAUUCACAAUUAAUGGUCAGCCAGGACCUAACUACAUUUGCUCCUCUAAAGAUGUUUAUGAAAUGGAGAUAGUGCCAAGAAAAACAUACCUGUUAAGGCUGAUAAACGCUGGCAUCAACAUGGAGAGCUUCUUCACCGUAGCCAACCACAGGUUAACCAUAGUGGAAGUAGAUGGCGAGUACACCAAACCUUUUACAACAGAGCGUGUGAUGCUUGUGCCUGGACAAACAAUGAACGUUCUCCUCACAGCUGAUCAAGCCACUGGGAGAUACUCCAUCGCCAUGGGUCCGUACGAGUCUGCAAAGAACGUCAAGUUUCAACACACAUCAGCGACGGCUAAUCUCCAAUACUUUGGUGCAUUGCCUAACAGUGUAGCAUUACCAGCUAAGUUACCUAUCUUCAAUGAUAACAUUGCUGCUAAGACCGUCAUGGAUGGGCUCAGAAGUCUAAACAGAGUUGACGUUCCAAAAGAUGUUGAUGCUCAUCUCUUCAUCACGAUUGGGAUAAAUGUAAACAAGUGCAACUCUGGAAACCCAAACAACAGGUGUCAAGGCCCCAGGAAAGGAAGACUAGCAGCUUCGAUGAACAACAUCAGCUUUGUGGAACCUAAAGUCUCGAUUCUGGAAGCUUAUUACAAGAAACUGGAAGGAUACUUCACAUUAGAUUUCCCAACCGCGCCUGAAAAAUCCUAUGACUUUGUCAAUGGAGCACCAAAUGACAUAGCUAAUGACACGCAGGCUGCGAACGGGACCAGAGCAAUAGUUUUCGAGUAUGGGAGCAGGAUACAGAUCAUCUUCCAGAACACUGGCACUCUCACAACUGAGAACCACCCAAUUCAUCUUCACGGGCAUAGCUUCUAUGUUAUUGGCUAUGGCACAGGGAACUACGAUGAACAAACAGCAAGAUUUAACCUGGAGGAUCCUCCUUACUUGAACACUAUUGGAGUCCCAGUAGGAGGAUGGGCUGCAAUUCGUUUUGUUGCUGACAAUCCAGGUAUUCUUUUUUCACAGCAUCACAAAACCCCACAAAGACAUUUUGCUGAUAAAUUUCUUCUUUUUAAUGAAACAGGGCUCUGGUUAUUGCAUUGCCAUUUCGACAUCCAUCAAACAUGGGGAAUGAGCACGAUGUUUAUAGUGAAAAAUGGCAAGACGGUGCUUGAGAGUCUACCUGAUCCUCCUGCAGAUCUACCAAAGUGCUAGUAGCUUUAUUGAAAUUAGCAAAUGAUGACAGGGGAAGAAUCUUUUUUUGGUAACAACAACAGAAAGAGAAUUAGAAGCGUUUCCAUUUGCCUACGUCCUAUUCAUCUAGUCUUAGAGCAAAUGAAAUGUCAUUUAUUUCAAAAGGGAUAGAGACAAUGGUAUAGAAAGAGAAAGAUUCAGAUUUUUUAUU
Messenger RNA from Raphanus sativus (radish), 1944 nucleotides. Its product is annotated as laccase-6. NCBI's taxonomy places the organism in Eukaryota, Viridiplantae, Streptophyta, Magnoliopsida, Brassicales, Brassicaceae. The coding region runs from base 90 to 1754 and encodes 554 amino acids. Gene Ontology annotation, molecular function: hydroquinone:oxygen oxidoreductase activity; copper ion binding. Gene Ontology annotation, cellular component: apoplast. The transcript is spliced from 4 exons. Gene Ontology annotation, biological process: lignin catabolic process. The record is from RefSeq and is a predicted model, not a curated record.